UCUGAAAGAGCAUCUUUAUUAUUCAUGAGCCGGAAGACGUCGUUCAGUUUUGAGUAGAUUACCCAAGAUGCUUGGCGUGUCUGUAGCAGGGGAGAAUGUGUGACAAUGGAAACAAAUACUACAGCAACGAACCCAUCUUUCGACUGUCCAUCAUGGGCAGGGAAGCCUCCAGCAGGACUGCAUCUGGACGUGCUGAAGGGAGACAAACUCGUCGAGAAACUGAUCAUUGAUGAAAAGAAGUAUUAUUUGUUCGGGAGGAACCCAGACAUCUGUGACUUCACCAUCGACCAUCAGUCGUGUUCUCGUGUGCAUGCGGCGCUCGUCUACCACAGGCAUCUGAAAAGAGUGUUUCUCAUCGACCUCAACAGCACACAUGGUACAUUCCUGGGACACAUUCGCCUGGAGCCCCACAAGCCCCAACAGGUUCCCAUCGACUCCACCAUGUCGUUUGGUGCAUCCACUCGUGUUUACACCAUCCGGGAGAAACCUCAGGGUCAGCCGGGCUCCGGCGUCGGGGACAGUAAAACCGGGGACGACGAGGAGCUGAAGGGUCUUCUGGGACUCCCACAGGAAGAGACUGAACUGGAGAACCUGACUGAGUUCAACACGGCUCAUAACAAGCGCAUCUCCACCCUCACCAUCGAGGAGGGCAACCUGGAUAUUCAGAGACCCAAGAGGAAAAGGAAGAACUCCAGAGUGAGCUUCGGUGAAGAGGACGAGAUCAUUAACCCAGAGGACAUCGACCCUUCUGUUGGACGUUUCAGAAACAUGGUCUCAACAGCUGUGGUUCCUAUUAAGAAGAAGAAACUGGGCGGAGGCAAUGCACUGGGAAUCGAGGAAAUAGUGACGCGACACAUGCACACGUUCCCUUUGCAGGGAGGACUCUACAGAGACCUUCCCCCGGCCAGUCAUGAAGCUCCCAGUGGAGCCACAAUAAUGGGAGGGCUGCCGUUACCCCUGCCCAACCCGGCCCCGGACGUAGACCUGGUCCACGAGGUCCCGCCGCCUCCGCUUGUGCUCAACCCCACGCCGUUACCCGGCCCGUACGCCUCUGACCCGCUCAGCGAACCCCGCAAGAAGAAGUACGCCAAAGAGGCCUGGCCUGGCAAGAAGCCCAUGCCUUCUCUGCUCAUUUAGCUACUUCUUAAUAACACCGGAUGUGUCUGACUCGUCUGUACUCAUGAAUUAGGCUUUGACUGUACUACAAGAAUCUGAGUAAACUGUAAGUUUUAAAAUAA
Molecule: messenger RNA, 1238 nt
Organism: Carassius carassius (crucian carp)
Lineage: Eukaryota; Metazoa; Chordata; Actinopteri; Cypriniformes; Cyprinidae
Product: nuclear inhibitor of protein phosphatase 1-like
Exons: 7
Coding region: 106-1137 (343 amino acids)
Cellular component (GO): nuclear speck
Molecular function (GO): protein binding; mRNA binding; protein serine/threonine phosphatase inhibitor activity
Source: RefSeq, a predicted model, not a curated record